Microthlaspi erraticum is the source of this 6504-nucleotide messenger RNA. The record is from the annotation of a GenBank genome assembly. NCBI's taxonomy places the organism in Eukaryota, Viridiplantae, Streptophyta, Magnoliopsida, Brassicales, Brassicaceae.
AUGGCGAACUUGGGAGGCGGUGCGGAAGCGCAUGCCAGGUUCAAGCAGUACGAGUACAGAGCCAAUUCUAGUCUGGUGCUAACCACUGACAAUCGUCCUCGCGAUACUCACGAGCCUACAGGAGAACCGGAAACUCUGUGGGGGAAAAUCGAUCCUAGAUCCUUUGGAGACCGUGUUGCCAAGGGAAGGCCUCAGGAGCUGGAGGAUAAGCUUAAAAAGUCUAAGAAGAAGGAGCGUGAUGUUGCGGAUGAUACGGGUUCAGCUCGGCAGAGCAAGAGGCGUCGUCUUAGAGAAGAGAGUGUCCUCACGGAUACGGAUGAUGUGGUUUACCAGCCCAAGACUAAAGAGACAAGGGCUGCUUAUGAGGCUAUGCUUAGUCUUAUUCAGCAGCAGUUGGGUGGGCAACCUCUGAAUAUUGUUAGUGGUGCGGCGGAUGAGAUCUUGGCUGUUCUCAAGAACGAAGCAGUAAGAAACCCUGAAAAGAAGAUGGAGAUCGAGAACUUGCUCAACCCUAUUCCUGGUCCGGUUUUCGAUCAGCUUGUUUCCAUUGGGAAAUUGAUCACCGACUUUCAAGAGGGUGGCGAUUCUGGUGGUGGUAAUGCAAAUGAGGAUGAAGGGCUUGACGAUGACCUGGGUGUGGCUGUCGAGUUUGAGGAGAAUGAAGAAGACGACGAGGAGAGUGAUCCUGAUAUGGUUCAAGAGGAAGAUGACGAGGAGGAUGAAGAACCUCAGAGAACGGGAAGUAUGCAGGUGGGUGCAGGGAUUAAUGACGAGGAUGCAGGAGAUGCAAAUGAGGGUACGAAUCUGAACGUUCAGGACAUUGAUGCGUAUUGGCUCCAAAGAAAGAUAUCUCAAGCUUAUGAACAGCAGAUUGACCCACAACAGUGCCAGGUACUCGCAGAAGAGCUGCUUAAGAUACUCGCUGAAGGGGAUGAUAGGGAUGUUGAGAACAAGCUGCUCGUGCACCUUCAGUUUGAAAAAUUUAGCCUUGUUAAAUUUCUGCUGCGGAACCGCCUUAAAGUUGUGUGGUGCACCCGUCUGGCCAGGGCAGAAGACCAGGAUGAGAGGCAUCAGAUUGAAGAGGAGAUGAUGGGGUUGGGCCCAGAGUUGGCGGCAAUUGUGGAGCAAUUGCAUGCAACAAGAGCAACAGCGAAAGAGAGGGAGGAGAACCUGCAAAAAAGUAUUAAUGAAGAAGCCCGGCGUUUGAAGGACGAAACUGGUGGAGAUGGAGGCAGAGGCAGGAGAGAUGUUGCUGAUAGAGAUUUAGAGAGUGGUUGGUUGAAGGGUCAGCGUCAGAUGCUGGACCUGGAGAACUUGGCUUUUGACCAAGGUGGUCUCUUGAUGGCGAAUAAGAAGUGUGAACUUCCCAAAGGAUCUUACAGAACUCAUGGCAAGGGAUAUGAUGAAGUUCAUGUGCCAUGGGUUACUGAAAAAGGGGAUAUAAAUGAGAAGCUAGUGAAGAUCUCCGAAAUGCCACAUUGGGCCCAACCUGCUUUUAAGGGAAUGCAGCAGUUGAACAGGGUUCAGAGCAAAGUGUAUCAUACUGCGCUGUUCGAGGCAGAGAACCUUCUUCUUUGUGCUCCAACUGGUGCUGGGAAAACCAAUGUUGCUAUGCUCACCAUACUGCAGCAACUGGAAAUGCAUAGGAACAAAGAUGAUGACACAUAUAACCAUGGGGAUUACAAAAUUGUCUACGUUGCACCCAUGAAAGCUCUUGUUGCUGAGGUCGUCAGUAAUUUGUCUAAUCGUCUGAAGGAUUAUGGAGUUACUGUGAGGGAACUCAGUGGGGAUCAAUCGCUUACCGGGAAAGAAAUUGAGGAGACUCAGAUAAUUGUUACAACGCCAGAGAAGUGGGAUAUCAUCACCAGGAAGUCUGGAGAUCGUACUUAUACUCAGCUUGUGAGACUUCUUAUAAUCGAUGAAAUUCAUCUUCUUCAUGAUAAUCGAGGGCCUGUGCUUGAAAGCAUUGUAGCUAGGACUAUUAGGCAGAUUGAAACCACGAAGGAGAACAUUCGUCUGGUGGGUUUAUCAGCUACACUGCCAAAUUAUGAAGAUGUGGCCUUAUUUUUGCGGGUUGAUCUUAAGAAAGGGUUGUUUAAGUUUGACCGCAGCUAUAGACCCGUGCCUCUCCAUCAGCAGUAUAUUGGAAUCAGUGUUAAAAAACCGCUGCAGAGGUUCCAAUUGAUGAAUGAUUUAUGUUAUCAGAAAGUAUUGGCUGGUGCUGGAAAGCACCAGGUUCUUAUUUUUGUUCAUUCGAGGAAGGAAACAUCAAAAACUGCAAAUGCAAUAAAGGACACCGCAAUGGCGAACGAUACCCUCAGCAGAUUCUUGAAAGAAGAUAGUGUAAGUCGUGAACUUCUUCAGAGUCAGGUUGAGAUUCUUAAGAACAGUGACCUGAAAAAACUUCUGCCUUUCGGUUUUGCAAUUCAUCAUGCUGGGUUAACAAGGGGUGAUCGUGAGAUAGUAGAGGGCCUUUUUGCUGCAGGGCAUGUGCAAGUCUUGAUUUCCACAGCAACUCUCGCCUGGGGUGUAAAUUUGCCUGCACAUACCGUCAUAAUUAAAGGAACCCAGGUUUAUAAUCCUGAGAAAGGGGCGUGGAUGGAACUGAGUCCUCUAGAUGUGAUGCAGAUGCUUGGUCGAGCUGGAAGACCUCAGUAUGAUAGCCAUGGGGAGGGUAUAAUUAUCACUGGCUACAGCGAACUGCAGUAUUAUCUCUCUUUGAUGAAUGAGCAACUACCUAUUGAAAGCCAGUUUAUUUCCAAACUUGCUGAUCAGCUUAAUGCUGAAAUUGUGCUUGGAACUGUUCAGAAUGCUAGAGAGGCUUGUCAUUGGCUUGGCUAUACGUAUUUAUAUAUCCGUAUGGUUCGUAAUCCAACGCUGUAUGGCUUAGCACCUGAUGCCCUUGCAAAAGAUGUAGUAUUGGAGGAGAGACGAGCUGACCUGAUACAUUCAGCUGCUACUAUCUUGGACAAAAACAGCUUGGUCAAGUAUGACAGGAAAAGUGGAUAUUUCCAAGUUACUGAUUUGGGCCGCAUUGCUAGCUACUACUAUAUAUCCCAUGGGACCAUAGCCACAUACAACGAACAUUUGAAGCCAACAAUGGGUGAUAUUGAUCUUUAUCGUCUUUUUUCACUGAGUGAUGAGUUCAAGUAUGUGACUGUUCGGCAAGAUGAGAAGAUGGAAUUGGCAAAACUUUUGGAUCGUGUCCCAAUUCCGAUCAAGGAAACUCUGGAGGAGCCCAGUGCAAAGAUUAAUGUUCUGCUACAGGCAUAUAUUUCACAGCUGAAGCUGGAGGGUCUUUCAUUGACAUCUGACAUGGUUUAUAUUACUCAGAGUGCUGGACGUCUUGUACGGGCUCUUUAUGAAAUCGUAUUGAAGCGGGGAUGGGCUCAACUGGCUGAGAAAACCCUGAACUUGUCUAAAAUGGUUGGGAAGAGAAUGUGGAGUGUCCAGACACCCCUUCGCCAGUUUCAUGGAAUUCCCAAUGAGAUUCUGAUGAAGUUGGAGAAGAAGGAUUUGGUGUGGGAGAGGUACUAUGAUCUAUCCGCACAGGAGCUAGGAGAGCUUAUUCGCAGUCCUAAGAUGGGCAGACCGCUUCACAAGUUCAUCCACCAGUUCCCAAAAGUGACUCUUGCAGCACAUGUGCAGCCUAUUACUCGAACUGUUCUGCGAGUAGACCUUACAAUUACACCUGAUUUCCUGUGGGAUGAAAAAGUUCAUAAAUAUGUUGAGCCUUUUUGGAUAAUUGUGGAAGACAAUGAUGGUGAGAAGAUCCUUCAUCACGAGUAUUUUCUUUUGAAGAAGCAGUAUGUUGAAGAGGACCACACUCUGAACUUCACUGUGCCAAUCUUUGAACCGCUGCCACCUCAGUAUUUUGUCCGAGUGGUUUCAGACAAGUGGCUUGGCUCGCAAACUGUGUUGCCUAUAUCUUUCAGACAUCUUAUUCUUCCAGAGAAGUAUCCACCAGCUACAGAGCUACUGGACUUGCAGCCCCUCCCAGUGACGGCACUUAGGAAUCCAAAUUAUGAGAGACUCUAUCAGGAUUUCAAGCACUUCAAUCCAGUGCAGACUCAGGUUUUUACUGUUUUGUAUAACACGAACGACAAUGUGUUGGUUGCUGCUCCGACGGGAAGUGGGAAGACUAUAUGUGCGGAGUUUGCUAUACUGAAGAAUCAUCAAGAAGGACCUGAUGCUACAAUGCGUGUUGUCUAUAUUGCACCGCUUGAGGCUAUUGCUAAGGAGCAGUUUCGUAUCUGGGAGAGGAAGUUUGGGAAGGGUCUUGGUUUACGGGUUGUUGAGCUAACUGGGGAGACUGCGUUGGAUCUUAAGCUGCUUGAGAAAGGUCAGAUAAUCAUAAGCACUCCUGAGAAAUGGGAUGCUCUUUCCCGCAGGUGGAAACAGAGAAAAUACGUUCAACAAGUUAGUCUUUUCAUUGUCGACGAGCUCCAUCUCAUUGAAGGUCAAGGUGGUCCAGUGCUGGAGGUAAUCGUCUCUAGAAUGAGAUACAUUUCAAGUCAGGGUAAGAAUAAGAUCAGGAUUGUUGCGCUUUCCACUUCCCUUGCAAAUGCAAAAGAUCUUGGGGAGUGGAUUGGGGCCAGUUCCCAUGGCCUUUUCAACUUCCCUCCUGGAGUACGUCCUGUUCCACUGGAGAUACACAUUCAAGGAGUGGACAUAUCCAAUUUUGAAGCCAGGAUGCAGGCAAUGACCAAGCCAACCUACACCGCCAUAGUCCAGCAUGCCAAGAACCAGAAGCCGGCUAUAGUUUUUGUCCCAACCCGUAAACAUGUCUGUUCGACUGCUGUGGAUCUGAUGGCUUACUCUCACGUGGACAAUCCGGAGAGCCCUGAUUUUCUGUUAGGGAAUUUGGAAGAAAUGGAAGCUUUUAUUGGCAGAAUCCACGAGGCAACACUGAAGGAGACACUGCGCCACGGUGUUGGGUACUUGCACGAAGGUUUAAGACGUCUGGAUCAGGAGAUUGUGACGCAGCUCUUUGAAGCUGGACGGAUUCAGGUUUGUGUGAUGAGCAGCUCAUUGUGUUGGGGGACUCCAUUAACUGCACAUCUGGUGGUCGUAAUGGGGACGCAGUAUUAUGAUGGAAGGGAAAAUUCACAUUCAGACUAUCCCGUCUCCGAUCUGCUUCAGAUGAUGGGGCGUGCUAGCCGACCUCUACUUGACAAUGCUGGGAAGUGUGUGAUAUUUUGUCAUGCACCGCGCAAAGAGUAUUACAAGAAGUUUCUGUAUGAAGCCUUCCCCGUGGAAAGUAACCUCCAGCAUUUCUUGCAUGAUAAUUUCAACGCAGAAGUGGUUGCUGGGGUUAUAGAGAACAAGCAAGAUGCUGUGGAUUAUAUUACAUGGACUUUCAUGUACAGGAGGCUUCCCCAGAACCCUAACUACUACAAUCUCCAAGGAGUUAGCCACAGGCAUUUGUCUGAUCACCUAUCAGAGCUUGUCGAGAACACCUUGUCUAAUCUAGAAGCCAGUAAAUGCAUUGAGGUAGAGGAUGAGAUGGAGCUCUCUCCUCUCAACCUGGGUAUGAUUGCUUCCUAUUAUUACAUCAGUUACACCACCAUCGAGCGUUUCAGUUCACUUUUGACUUCUAAAACCAAGAUGAAGGGACUUCUUGAGAUCUUAACAUCAGCCUCGGAGUAUGACAUGAUCCCUAUACGGCCAGGGGAAGAGGAGAGAGUUCGGAGGCUCAUCAAUCACCAGAGGUUCUCUUUUGAAAACCCAAAAUGCACAGAUCCUCACGUGAAGGCAAACGCGCUUCUUCAGGCGCAUUUCUCGAGGCAAGACAUACCCGCGACCUUGGUAAUGGAUCAGCGCGAGGUCCUUCUCUCUGCAACCAGACUUCUUCAAGCGAUGGUCGAUGUGAUAUCGAGCAAUGGCUGGUUGAAUCUUGCUCUGCUAGCGAUGGAAGUAAGCCAGAUGGUGACUCAAGGCAUGUGGGAGCGGGACUCCAUGCUUCUGCAGCUCCCUCACUUCACAAAGGACUUGGCCAAAAGAUGCGUGGAGAAUCCGGGGAAGAACAUUGAAACCGUGUUUGAUCUUGUGGAGAUGGAAGACGAAGAACGCCAAGAGCUUCUCAAGAUGAAAGACAGUGAGCUUCUAGACAUUGCCAGAUUCUGCAACCGAUUCCCCAACAUCGACCUCACUUACGAGGUUGUGGACAGCGAAGAGGUGACACCUGGAAAAGAGGUUUCACUGCAAGUGAUGCUCGAGAGAGACAUGGAGGGGAGGACAGAAGUGGGACCUGUGGAUGCACCUAGGUACCCCAAGACCAAAGAAGAAGGGUGGUGGCUGGUUGUUGGGGACACCAAGACGAACCAGUUGCUGGCAAUCAAGCGUGUCUCGUUGCAACGGAAAUCGAAGGUGAAGCUGGAUUUCACAGUACCGAGUGAACCAGGAGAGAAGUCGAGUACUCCUUCUCUGUUGAUGUCAAAGAAUCUGGCGCUGGAGAUCACAUGGAAGAGUGAUUUGUUUUUCAGGCCUGCUUCUGGAGAGUGA